Messenger RNA from Lodderomyces jiufengensis, 1836 nucleotides. RefSeq lists its product as uncharacterized. Gene Ontology annotation, cellular component: mitochondrion. Gene Ontology annotation, molecular function: GTP binding. The transcript has a single exon. Lineage: Eukaryota; Fungi; Ascomycota; Pichiomycetes; Serinales; Debaryomycetaceae. Bases 1 to 1836 code for a protein of 611 amino acids. The record is from RefSeq and is a predicted model, not a curated record.
AUGUUACUGCUACGACGUUUACAAAAAUCUUCAAGAUUUGUCUCAUUUAUAAGAUACCAAUCUAGUAUAGCAUUACCAUUUUUAUAUAAUUUAGAUCCUAAAUGUAGAUCUUGUGGAAUCAAAUUGCAAGAUACAGACUCUGCAAAAGCAGGGUUUUAUAUAAAAACAUUAGACAAUUCAAAUACAACCAAAAAAUUCAUAAAACAUGAAGAUCAAGUAUAUAAUUCACUAAUGCAAGAUCUUAAUAAAGAAGAUCAAGAUUUAUUGACUACAAAUAACUUUAAUGUAUCGAAAAAUGAUUUAAUAAUACCUCAAUCACUUAACAAUAAAGGAGAAUCGGUUCGUGAAGUCAUUGAAAAAACAUAUACAAUAGAUCCAAAAGAAAAAGAAUUUGAUUGCAUUAGAUGUAGAAAUGCAACUUAUAACUCAGAAUUUAAAAUGAAUAAUGAGAAUUUCCCAAUCAAUGAAUUAUCAAAAGUUUUAUCACAUAUUCCAAAAAGUGCACCAUUAGUUUAUUUAUUUAAUUCAUCAGAUUUUCCAAUAGGUUUUAACCCGCAAAUUUUGAAAUUUAGAAAUCCAAAUGAAAUUUAUUUGGUUAUGACCAAAUUAGAUAACUUAAUAAAUAAACCAAAUAAUGCAAUUUAUAAUUAUACAAAAGAAUUUUUAAAUGAUUAUUUUGGUAAAAAAUUUGGUAUUCCAUCACAAAAUAUUUUCAUAACUUCAUGUAAAGAAAAUUGGAAAUUAAAAGAAUUAUAUCAUUUUUUACCAAAUGGUUCAUAUAUUAUUGGGAAUACAAAUUGUGGUAAAUCUACAUUAAUUAAAUCAUUAUUACUUGAAGAAGAUUUAGAAUCUAAAAAACAAAAAUUAAAUAUAAAUUUAUCAAAUUCAUUAAUUAAAAAUGCUAAAAAUAAAUAUAUUAAAUCAUUUAAUCAAAAAAUUGGUCCUGGAAUAUCAUAUUUGCCUGGUUUUACAAGAGAUCUAAUUCCAAUAAAUAUAGGUUUAAAAACAUUAUAUGAUGUACCGGGGUUCACAGAUUCAAAUAAUCAAAACAUACAUAAUUUAUAUGAUUCUAUCACUAAUUCAAAAAAUAUAAAUAGGUUAAUUAAAGGCUCAAAAACGUAUAAAAAUGGUACAUAUAAAUCAGAAUAUAAAACUUAUAAAGGACCACAAGUAUUAAAUUUUGAAGGAUUGGGAUUUUUGGAAUUACCAAUUGGAUCAAUGUACCAAAUUAAAAAUGUAACAAAUAUUGAAAUUACAUCAUUUAAGAACGUUGAAAAAAUCAAACAAAUUACUUCUGGUGAAACACCACCAAAAGAACUAUCCAAUCAGUUCAUAGUCUACAAUCAAUUAGGUAAUUACAACAAAUUUGUCAUACCACCAUUUUAUGGUCCAAUUGAUUUAAUAUUUGAAAACUUUGGUUAUAUAAAUAUAAAACCAGUUGGUUCAAAAUCAACAAAUGAACUAAUAAAAUUUUUUGCAUAUCCUGGUUUAAAUUCAAUUAUUCGUCAACCUAUAGUAAAUUAUAUCAACAAAAGUUUCAGUGGGUAUGAUAAAAACGGAAACAUUUUAAGAAAAGAAAAUUUGUUUAAGAAGAGUACUUUUAAUUUGAAAAAAUUCAAUGGUAAAUCACCAUUUUAUAGUAAUUUAGUACCUUGCGAGAAUCAAUUUGAUAAUGGAGACUCAAAUCAGGCUUUGACAGAUGAUGAGAAACAUGAACAUAUAAAAAAUCAAGAAUAUUUAGCCUUAAACCAUUGGUUAAAAGGUAAUAAUAAAUUUUUUUAUAAUGAUGAAAUAAUAAUUGAUAAUGAUAAUAAGUAUGAAUUUUGGAAAGAAUAA